AUGACUUCUCUCUGCCUCCCAGAUGGUGAAGAGACCAGCAGCGCCAACGCUGGUGUGCUGUUGCGCGCUCACUGGCAAAGAGAUAAGCAAAGGCGCACACAGCGGCGAGAAGUAGAGAAGAGGAGGAGGCGGAGGAGGCGAAUAGCAGGAGGCAGCUUUUAUUUCAAACUGCCACAGAUAAACGAAGACCAUGCAAUGCUGUGCCGCCUUCCCGACUGCUUCGCCUCCUGUUUCAUGAUCCGCGGCUGUUCAACUUUGCCCCGGCGGGAGGUAUGUGAUCAGUUGGAUCCGAUAUGAAUGAGACCGGAGUUCAAACUCCGGCUCCGGAGCCAUGUGAGCAGCAAAUGAUGCUGGAGGACUGUGGGAACUGUAGCACCAGUUCUAGCAGGAACUUGUCUUUACACUGCUGGCUGCAACUGCUCACCAGGGAGUCGAGCACGGAAUUCCAAGGAGACGGCUCCAGCCUUGUGGUACGUGUGAUGAUCGCUUGCGUCUACUCGGUCGUCUGCGCGCUGGGGUUGGUGGGGAACGUGCUGGCGCUGUAUCUGCUGCACUCGCGUUACAGGCAGAAGCAAUCGUCCAUCAACUGCUUCGUGAUGGGGUUGGCGAUCACCGAUCUGCAGUUCGUCCUGACUCUGCCCUUCUGGGCAGUGGACACGGCACUGGAUUUCCGUUGGCCGUUCGGCCGAGUCAUGUGCAAAAUCGUCAGCUCCGUGACCACCAUGAACAUGUACGCCAGCGUUUUCUUCCUCACGGCCAUGAGCGUGGCACGGUACUAUUCCAUUUCGUCGGCACUUAAGAUGCACAGCAGGAGAGCGGCGGCCACCCGGGCCAAGUGGACCAGCUUAGGCAUCUGGGCCGUGUCUCUGCUGGUCACGUUGCCUCACGCGAUCUACUCCACCACCGCCCAGGUGUCGGAUGAAGAACUUUGCCUGGUGCGCUUUCCGGACACAGCCCACUGGGACCCGCAGCUUCUUUUGGGCUUGUACCAUCUGCAAAAAGUCCUGCUGGGCUUCCUCAUCCCUCUUAUCAUCAUCAGCGUCUGCUACCUUCUUCUCCUGCGUUUUGUCCUCAGCCGUCGCAUUUCAGGAGCCGCCGGCCCGGAGUUGGAACAAGGCCGUCAAAACCGUCGCUCCAAAGUCACCAAAUCGAUCGUCAUCGUGGUUCUGUCCUUCUUUCUGUGCUGGCUUCCCAAUCAGGCACUGACGUUGUGGGGGGUGCUCAUCAAGUUUGACCUAGUGCCCUUCAGCAAGGCUUUCUACAACGUGCAAGCGUACGCAUUCCCGCUGACCGUGUGCCUGGCGCACACCAACAGCUGCCUCAAUCCGGUACUCUACUGCCUGAUCCGCCGCGAGUUCCGAGCGGGUCUCAAGGAGAUUGUCCUGCACACCACGCCGUCCUUCAGGGGUCUGAGUCAUCUGCUGCGGCGCAAAAGCAAAGUGGCAGAGGCGCCACCCGUCAUGGUGCUGGUCCAAAUGGAUGUGUGAGCAGCGGACAGAUGGAUGGAUGAAUAGAUGGCUUGGAGACAGUUUUCCAAGUGGAGGAAGCAACUGCCUUUGUUUAUUUUGCAAAGGAUGGCCUCACCCAAAUCCCGUCAAGACAGCAAAUGCCAACACCUUUAUUUAGAUUCCACUUUGGUGCAAAUAAUCCUCACUCACGCCCUACGCAGCGGGACGUGGCCCACUUUCCGCUUCCCCUCCAAGACUUUGUGCUGUUAUAUAAUCACUUCGACUUUUUCUCACCCUGUCUAUAUGUCCCUCUGUGAUCGACACUGCUGGUGAUGC
Molecule: messenger RNA, 1784 nt
Organism: Hippocampus comes (tiger tail seahorse)
Lineage: Eukaryota; Metazoa; Chordata; Actinopteri; Syngnathiformes; Syngnathidae
Product: relaxin-3 receptor 1-like
Exons: 1
Coding region: 294-1487 (397 amino acids)
Biological process (GO): G protein-coupled receptor signaling pathway; cell chemotaxis; calcium-mediated signaling
Cellular component (GO): membrane; external side of plasma membrane
Molecular function (GO): C-C chemokine receptor activity; C-C chemokine binding
Source: RefSeq, a predicted model, not a curated record